Molecule: messenger RNA, 468 nt
Organism: Vicia villosa (hairy vetch)
Lineage: Eukaryota; Viridiplantae; Streptophyta; Magnoliopsida; Fabales; Fabaceae
Exons: 1
Coding region: 1-468 (155 amino acids)
Source: RefSeq, a predicted model, not a curated record
AUGUGGAAAUGCGAGGACGGCGAAAACUUUCGACCGAUGAGACCCUUUAGUUUCGACACUAGCACAAAACUGAAACUCUCUAAGCAAAAUGAGUACAUGUUUUUCAACUGUAGUGAAGAAUAUGUGAUUAUCCAACCAAAGCCUGUGUUUUGUGAACAUUUUUCUGAACACUGUGAUUCAUCAUGUGAUAUUGCUAGUUAUCUACGUAGACAUUUACCAGGAUGUUCUUUUUCUCUUACUAGUAGUUCUUGUUAUUCUUAUUAUUCAAAAGCAAGUGAAUCUUUGAGAUUGAUGCUUAAGUAUUGUAUUGGUUAUGCUACUAUUUAUUUGAGAGAUGUUGGUAUUCUUCAACCUUAUGAUCAAGUGCCUAUAUAUGACAUUAGAGUUGAUUUUGAUAUACCUGUUACUACUUGUUGUCUUAUGUGUCAGGAUGAAUUGAAGGGUGGUGGAACAUGUGGAUGGAUUUGA